AAUGCCGUUCGGUUCGGUUCGCUAGCCAGUGCGAGUCAGCGAGUUGUGCUUUUCCACCAGUUUUUCCCGACCGUGUGUGUGUGUGUGCGUGCGUAACCGCGUGUGUGCUGCCGGCUCGUGAAGCGAAGAGAACGUGCCCCGACGGUUAGCAAGGCCUGCUGAGCCGCGUUGGUGUUUUGGUGCGUGUUAGUAUCCAGCUAGUGUCCUGUCAGGUUCGUUCACGUCUUCCCGAGCGGUGUACAACCCGGAGCAACAACACCUGCUGCGUGCAAGUAGAAAAAAAAAGCGAAACAAGCACACCAUAGACACCAGUGCGCGCCUGUGUGUGUGCGUGUGUGUUAGUGCGUGGGUGAGUGUGUGUGUGUGUGUGUGGAUGUGUGGCUGAGUGCGCCACCCGCAAAGGGUGUGCAAAGAAGGGAGUAGUGACGGGGUGGUAACGCAAGAGUAGUGUAAAACGCGACUACCGCCAAGUUAGAGUGGUGCGUGCUGUUUGAUUCUUAUCCUGGUGGUGCAUAAAGCGAUAGUGCAAGUAAAAAAGAGAGAGAAAAAGAAAAAGAGAGAGAGAGAGAGAGCAAGAGCGUAAGCUCCUGUGGGUAGAAGGAAACGGGUGCAAUUACGGGCCAGAGAUAUACAGGUUGCGUUACUGAGGAAGCGUUACGCGCUAAGUGUUACUCCCAUCCAUUACUGUUUGCCACAGCCUACUUCGUGUGUGUUUGUGUGUGCGCGCGUUUGUGUUUCGGUGAGUGAAUUUGGCAAAAGUGUAAACGUGUGUUUUUCUUUGGUUGUGCCCCCAGCACACAGCGGACCAAAAAACCGACCCGUGGUAAACGAGAUGGCGGACGACGAUAACACGCUGGAGGAGAUCCCGGAGGCGGAGAACAAGAUGGCGCUCCGGAACCGUGGACGCAAGGGUGCGCUCAAGAAGAAGAACGUCUACAAUGUCAAGGAUCAUCGGUUCAUACCGCGCUUUUUCAAGCAGCCAACGUUCUGCUCCCACUGCAAGGACUUCAUUUGGGGCUUUGGCAAGCAAGGAUUCCAAUGUCAAGUUUGUUCCUUUGUCGUGCACAAAAGAUGUCACGAGUACGUUACCUUCAAGUGUCCGGGUGCGGAUAAGGGAGCCGAUUCCGAUGACACCCGUACCAAGCAUGAGUUUAAAGUGUGGACCUAUUCGAGUCCAACGUUUUGCGAUCACUGUGGUUCGCUGUUGUACGGUUUGAUCCACCAGGGGCUUAAGUGUACAGCAUGUGAUAUGAACGUACACAAACGGUGCGAGGAAAGCGUACCGAACCUCUGCGGAUGUGAUCAUACCGAGCGCCGAGGGCGUAUACAGCUCACGAUCACGUACUCGGCUGGCAAGCUCAACAUUGAAGUGAAACAGGGCCGUAACCUCAUUCCGAUGGAUCCCAACGGUUCCAGCGAUCCGUACGUCAAGAUCAAACUGAUCCCGGACGCGGACAAUGUGAAGAAGAAAACCAAAACCAUUCGCGCCUCGCUGAACCCGGUGUGGAACGAAACGCUUACAUUUGAUCUCAAGCCGGAAGAUAAGGAUCGUCGGCUGCUGAUCGAGGUGUGGGAUUGGGAUCGUACCUCGCGGAACGAUUUCAUGGGUUCGCUUUCGUUUGGCAUCUCGGAGAUCCUCAAGAACCCGGUCGAUGGAUGGUUCAAGCUGCUCACGCAGGAGGAAGGCGAGUACUACAACGUACCAGUGCCGGAAGAGGGUGCCGAUCUCGUGCAGCUCAAGAGCCAAAUGAGGAAAACAUCCAUCACGAAGAAGAUUCCGAUGAUGGGUGAUAAGGAUGUACCGCAUAACAUGACGAAGAAGGACGUCAUUCGGGCGACCGACUUCAACUUCCUGAUGGUACUCGGCAAAGGUUCGUUCGGUAAGGUGAUGCUGGCCGAGCGCAAGGGUACGGAUGAGCUGUACGCGAUCAAGAUACUGAAAAAGGACAUCAUCAUCCAGGACGAUGACGUCGAGUGCACGAUGGUGGAGAAGCGCGUGCUGGCACUGUCGAGUAAGCCACCAUUCUUGGUGCAGUUACAUUCCUGUUUCCAAACCAUGGAUCGUUUGUACUUCGUCAUGGAAUACGUCAACGGGGGUGAUCUCAUGUUCCAGAUUCAGCAGUGCGGCAAGUUCAAGGAGCCAGUUGCUGUGUUCUACGCAUCGGAGAUUGCCAUCGGAUUGUUCUAUUUGCACGCACGCGGCAUCGUGUAUCGCGAUCUGAAGCUGGAUAACGUGCUGCUGGACAUGGACGGCCACAUUAAGAUUGCGGAUUUCGGCAUGUGCAAGGAGGGCAUCAUGGGCGAUAAGACGACGAAAACGUUCUGCGGCACACCGGACUACAUCGCGCCGGAGAUCAUUCUGUACCAACCGUACGGCAAAUCGGUUGACUGGUGGGCCUACGGAGUGCUGCUGUACGAGAUGCUCGUCGGUCAGCCACCGUUCGACGGUGAGGAUGAGGAGGAACUGUUUGCGGCCAUCACGGAUCAUAACGUUUCGUACCCGAAGAGCUUGAGCAAGGAGGCCAAAGAUGUUUGCAAGGGGCUACUCACCAAGAACCCACAGAAACGCUUGGGCUGUGGUGCACGUGGUGAAGAGGACGUUCGUGCGCAUGCAUUCUUCCGUCGGAUCGAUUGGGAGAAGAUUGAAAAUCGCGAGGUGCAACCACCGUUCAAGCCAAAGAUUAAACAUCGUAAGGAUGUGUCGAACUUCGAUCGCCAGUUUACGUCCGAGAAGACAGAUCUGACACCGACCGAUAAGCUGUUCAUGAUGAAUCUGGACCAGACGGAGUUCAACGGCUUCUCGUAUCUCAACCCGGAGUUUGUGCAGUACGUCUAAGUUGCGCGGAAAUCCAGCAACCCCCGUUGGUGGCAGAUGCUCAAGCUUGCCAUUAUGUUGUGUGUAUGGGGUUUUUUUUUUAAAUUUGUUAGAAUGUUUUAAUUUGUUUUAAUUAUUUUAAUGUUACCCCAUUAUCUGUUGUUAUUUCGCGCUCAUCCAAAGAGAUUGUUAUGUUCUAAGUAGUAGAGUCACGUUUUUUUUUUUUAUGUAUCGCGGGUGGAGUUGUUGCAUUUGAGUUAAUGUUUGCCAGUAUUUUCUACCACUCCAUCACAAUUCGCCGCUAGUAUUGGUAGCAAACAAAAACCAACAAUGGGGAUAUUUUGUGCAAAAGUUUCAAUUGCCAUACGCUCUCUCACACCCAAAUCUCUAUCGUCUUCCCGUCGCGCGUGGGAAUUUUUUCCUGUUAUGUUGUUAGUAAGCGAUAAAUAGGCACCGCGAGCAUGGCUUGCAAUACGACUUAAGCCAGUGAAAACAACAACAACAAAAAAAACACAAGCCCUACAAAGCGGAUUAUGUUUCAAAAAAAAAGAAAGAA
This is a messenger RNA of Anopheles moucheti, 3371 nucleotides long. RefSeq names its product protein kinase C, brain isozyme-like. Bases 833 to 2836 code for a protein of 667 amino acids. Lineage: Eukaryota; Metazoa; Arthropoda; Insecta; Diptera; Culicidae. The record is from RefSeq and is a predicted model, not a curated record. Gene Ontology annotation, biological process: protein phosphorylation. The transcript has 14 exons. Gene Ontology annotation, molecular function: zinc ion binding; diacylglycerol-dependent serine/threonine kinase activity; ATP binding.